This is a messenger RNA of Dromaius novaehollandiae (emu), 3918 nucleotides long. RefSeq names its product phosphatidylserine decarboxylase (gene PISD). Lineage: Eukaryota; Metazoa; Chordata; Aves; Casuariiformes; Dromaiidae. The record is from RefSeq and is a predicted model, not a curated record. Gene Ontology annotation, biological process: phosphatidylethanolamine biosynthetic process. Gene Ontology annotation, molecular function: phosphatidylserine decarboxylase activity. The transcript is spliced from 8 exons. Gene Ontology annotation, cellular component: mitochondrion. The coding region runs from base 59 to 1288 and encodes 409 amino acids.
CCCCGCCCCGCCCGUCUCUCGCCGGGGCCGCGGCAGAGGACGCAGCGGCGGCAGCAAGAUGGCGGCGGCCGCGGUGCGGGCGAGUGGGGCGGCGCUGCGGCGGAGCAGUUUGCUGACUAGCUGUAACUUGCUUAUACCUGGGAAGCUGUGUAUUAGAACUCAAGUUCUGUGGAAACAGCCACCUUCUAGGACCUUUUUCAGUGACAGGAAAAAGCUUCAUACUGCUCCGGUAAGGCAAGCCUUCCGUCUGCGCCCCUUCCAUGUUCUGGUGGCUACAGGUGGGGGAUAUGCAGGGUACAGAAAAUACGAAGAUUACAGGUUGGAACAGCUGGAGAAGAGGGGCAUAGAGGUGCCUGUCAAGCUUGCAAGCGAGUGGGAGGUUGCUCUGUACAAAUCGGUACCAACUCGCCUGCUCUCACGAGCCUGGGGUCGCCUGAACCAGGUGGAGCUGCCUACAUGGCUCCGGAAGCCUGUUUACAGCCUAUACAUCUGGACAUUUGGAGUGAACAUGAAGGAGGCAGCUGUUGAAGAUUUACAUCACUAUAGAAACCUCAGUGAAUUCUUCCGCAGGAAGCUGAAACCACAAGCACGGCCAGUCUGCUGUUUGCACAGUGUGAUUAGUCCCUCUGAUGGAAAGAUACUUAACUUUGGACAGGUAAAAAACUGUGAAGUGGAGCAGGUGAAAGGUGUUACUUAUUCACUGGAAUCUUUCUUGGGACCUCGCAUCGGCACAGAGGAGUUGCAUUUUAGCCAAGCCCCACCUGGCAACUCAUUUCAGCAACAACUUGUCACAAAGGAGGGGAAUGAGCUCUACCACUGUGUGAUCUACCUUGCGCCAGGGGAUUAUCACUGCUUCCAUUCUCCCACUGACUGGAGAGUGUCACACCGACGACAUUUCCCAGGCUCUCUGAUGUCUGUGAAUCCUGGGGUUGCUCGCUGGAUCAAGGAACUCUUCUGCCACAACGAACGUGUUGUCCUUACAGGUGACUGGAAACAUGGCUUUUUCUCUUUAACAGCCGUAGGAGCAACAAAUGUGGGCUCUAUUCGUAUCUACUUUGACCAGGACUUGCAUACCAACAGUCCAAGUUACUCGAAAGGUUCCUACAAUGACUUCAGCUUCAUAUCCAACAACAACAAGGAGGGAAUCCCCAUGAGGAAAGGAGAACAUUUAGGGGAAUUUAACUUAGGCUCCACUAUUGUACUAAUCUUCGAGGCACCCAAGGACUUCAAAUUCCACCUCAAGGCCGGACAGAAAAUCCGCUUUGGAGAGGCACUGGGCUCUCUAUAGAAACUAUCACAGCAAGAAGGUUUUAUGUACAAAGGAACUCGAUCACACCGCUGAAUGUUUCAUUUAACAAGUAUGUAUCACUCAGCAGGACCUGGGUGAGGAAAACAGAUGUCAUUGCUGUGUUAGACUUGGGAGUAUUUGCCCUAUAUUUACAUACUGCUGCUGAAUGCAGAGAAAGAAUCAGAUGAUCCAUAUAUGUAUCAGGUACAGCUGCCUUUAAAAAUGUUGACCAGGGAGGUUUCAGUCCCACCCUGUGCCUGCAGUCUUUCAUGUUCUCCCCCUUAAUGUGCCACAGGAUAAUUAUGUUCUCAGAGCCUGUAAGUCCCUUUUAAGCCUUCCUAGGCUCUGCAGGUGCAAUGGGGAAGGGUGGAGGUAGAGAUUAGCUGUAUUUAAAGGGACAUUGACAGGUUGAUUCAGACCUUGUGCCUCAGAUUUGUAGUAUCUGGUUGACAGACCGUGAGUUGAGAAUGUGUUCUCAUUUCUGUUUUAAAACAAUCCUCAAAAGUUCUUAAAUAAAAGGCAGCCUGUGAAUGCACAGGGAGCCAAAGGUAAAUUGGCUAGUAUGGCUUUACAGUCCAAACUAAGCAACAUGCAUAACAGAUAACAUCAGUACAAUAGAUUAGACUCAUCCAGUUUGUUUUCUAUUAUUAGACAACUUUAGUUCUUUUACCUGAUGUUGUCUUUUUAAAAAUGGACUUUGCACUGUAUUUUAAACCUGAAAACACUGUGUCUACAUUCCAUAUGAUGAAACUGGUCAUCUUGGGAUUUUUUUUUUUUUUAAUAGUAGCAGACAGAUCGAUGUGUCCUACCCUUAAUCCAUGGUUUUAUUUUGCCAUUCCAGGCCUUACAAACAAAAUCCUUAUGAGUGAAAAAACAAGGUUGUGACAAAAUAACAACAGGAUUAAGGGUGGGAAGGUAGAGAGGAUGUUUAUCUUCUGUGAUGCAACAAGAUGGCAGCCAAAAUAGGUUUUUACUUUCCGCUAUGUAUCUUUCUUAAUUGUUGCUUGGUCACUGAAUUCUUGACAAAUUAAUUCCUCUAUUUAAAGAACAGAUUCAGAUUCUUAAGGACCAAUUUUUAUUUGCACGGAAUGAAAUGCCAUAUGCACUGACUGUGUAUUAAAACAUUACAGUCCUUUGAAGCAAUCUAAAGUUGCCUGCCACGUGCAUUAGCCUGGCCAUCCUAUAAUGGGCUGGCAACUAUUUAUCUUACUCUAAAUGUAAAAAGCCACACCUGUUCUGACAUCUGCCCUCAUACUUAAUAUUAGGAAUGUGCUGGGGGCUGAAAGCUACUCUGAAGCUUCAUCCUACAGCAGAGCUUCAGCGCCUCUUUGCAACUUCACGUCAAGAAAAGUUGUAACAAACAACAACACCUUGGAUCUGUUGAGCAUGGCACUAAAUGGCAUUGACAGAAAUUAGUGCCGAAGUGAAGAGGAGGAUUUCAUUUUUAAAGCAAUGUAUCAGUUGUUCUUAGAAAAUAAACUCUAUUUUGAGUCCAGGCUCUCCAACACUUAGAACUGACUUUGCUGCCCCAAGCUUGUGGGAAUGGAUGUGCUUAUGAAACCUGCCUUUCUGAUCUCUGAAAGAUUUCUCAUACUAUUUCCUUGCUUGAGCCUUGGGUGUUUUUUCUGCUGCUUCAGGGAGAUGGUAGGCUUUGACCAGCUCUGAUCUCCUAAAGAAAAAUUUCUCCUUUGUAUGCACUGCAGAAAAUAGAAUAUGAUUUUGUUGUACAAAUGUCCAGUUUGCUAAGUCCUGUAUGCUUAGCUUGUCAUCAGGAAAGAAGGGACGAUAAACUGCAUCUAGUGAUGUAGUCCAGCUGUGGCUUUAAGAUGAUGGUGGCUGUUUGGGUGGCAAGCAGGAAAUUAUUCGUUUGGCUCCAAGAGUCAAUGUUUCCUCACAUUACAUGGGGAGGAGUUUGAAAAGCUUGAAGUGGCUCUCAGCCACCUAUUCUGUUAAACUUCUUGGUAUUAGCAAGUUAACUCCUGCAGUAGUAUAUAAGUAUAUACAGGUUCCAGAAAUGUACACUUUUUAAAAAACAUUUGAGAGUGAGAAAUACAAAGGGAAACAUCAACCCCACAGGUUAAAGCUGUAACUAGUCUCUUGCUUCAACUUCAAAGACAUGUUAAUAGUAGAAAACAAAUUUGUUCCAGUGGAUCAGAGAAAAGAAUGAAUAACUUCCACCUUCUCCACUGGGGCCUAUGGCACCUGACACAGCCAAAGCAACUUUAAGCUUUAAUUACUUGCUACUCAGCAUCAUCAUCUGCAGUAUCUGAAGGCCACUGUUAGCCUAGUAAUGGAGAAUAGAUUGCCUGAUAUUUGCUCUAAUAGGAAUCUAAGGGAAAGGAGAGGAUUCAGCAUGCAGAUGGCUGUUUUUGUGAUGGUCUUAAUACUGUGCAGAACUAGUUGAUUAACAAACAGUAGUUGUUAGGCAGUAAUCACCAAUGGGCCCUGGAAGUGGAAGCAAAGUUCCUGGAGGGUACUGAUAAUGCUGUGAAUUUCUCCUGCAUGGAGAAUCCAUUUAAUUCUUCAACUGUAUCAGUAGCACGGUAUUUUUGUAUGUCAAAGUGUAUGACUUACUGACAUUAACUCAUUUAAUUGCAAACAUUUUGAAAUAAAGAGUCUUAUCAGUGUUG